AUGGAGGCGGAAGAGGAGGAGGAAGAGGAGGAAGAGGAGGAAGAGGAGGAAGAGGAGGAAGAGGAGGAAGGAUGUGGCUCCACUACUCACUCUGACGGGAUGGCGGAUGGGAAGGAAAACGGUUUGGAGGAACCAGAAGGGUCUGAGCUGCUUUUGGACGCAUGUGAGGUGGAAAUCCCUCAAGAGCCAAACCCAACGGCAGAGUACGAGUGUGAGAGUCAACCACAACAAGCCUCCGAAGAGCCGAGCAAUGACGGAUGCCCAUCACCGAGAAAGGGUGGGCGGCUGCAAGCCUGCCAUGGGAGCCGUGCAACGAAGAGGACCUACGGCUGCAGCAAGAGAGGGAAGAACCUUGCUGGGAAGGCAGAAGGGAGCAUGCACACGGCCAUCUAUAGCUGUCCCGACUGCGGGAAGAUCUUCAGUCGGAGGUCCUUCCUCAUCCCCCACCAGCGCAUCCACACCGGUGAAAAGCCCUUCACCUGCCACGAGUGCGGGAAGGGUUUCCGAGUUGGGUCAGCUCUCAACAAGCAUCAACGGAUCCAUACGGGCGAGAAACCCUACAAGUGCUCGGACUGCGGGAAGCGUUUCCGUCUCACCUCCACCCUCAGCACCCAUCGGAAGAUCCACACCAGGGAUAAACCCUACGUCUGCCUCAUUUGCGGGAAGACCUUUCGGUUGAGCGCCUAUCUGCUGGCCCACGAAGGCACCCAUAGCGCGGACAACCCUUUUCGGUGUCUGGCGUGCGGGAAGAACUUCAGCUUGAGACGGUACCUGGCCAUUCAUCAGCGGAUCCAUACGGGAGAGAAGCCGUUCAAGUGCUCGGUGUGCGGGAAAGGCUUCAACCGGAGAUCGACCCUCAUGGUUCACCAGCGGGUCCAUACCGGGGAGAAACCCUACAAGUGCCCCGAAUGCGGGAAGAGCUUCAUCAUGAGUUCAGACCUCGUCGCCCAUCGGAGAAUCCACACUGGGGAGAAACCCUACAACUGUCUCAACUGUGAUAAAAGCUUUCGGUUGAGCUCCCACCUUACGAGACACCAGCGAAGCCACACCGGGGAGAGACCGUACAAAUGUAUGGAUUGCGGGCAAAGCUACACGGACAGCUCUGGGCUCAUCAAACACAAGAAGAUCCACAUGGAAAAGAAGCAGAGGACAUCUCAGGGAGCCCACCCAGGGGAGGGACGUUAUCAAUGCCCCUACUGUAGUAAGAGCUUCCAUGCGAAGUCAGCUCUGGUCCUUCACCGGGCUACCCACGUCGGAGAGCGACCCUAUAGAUGCUCCAAGUGCGAGAAGACCUUCAGCCACAGCGCAACGCUACUGAAACACCAGCGAAUCCAUACCGGGGAGAGACCUUUCAAGUGUCCCGACUGCGAGAAGUGCUACAACGAUGGCUCAACCCUUCGGAGACACCAGAGGAGCCACACCGAGGAGAAACCCUAUAAGUGUCCCGGUUGCGGGGAAUGUUUCAGUGCUAUCGCGGCUCUCCUGAAGCACCAGCGGUUCCACACCGAGGGGAGACCUUACAGAUGCUCCGACUGCGGGAAAAAUUUCCACUCGAAUUUUCUCCUCGUCACCCACCAACGAAUCCACACGGGAGAAAAACCCUAUACCUGCCCCAUCUGCAAAAAAACCUUCCGCCAAGCCUCCCACCGUACGAGGCACCAGGAGAUUCACAGGAAGACCAGGGCUGGCGAAAGACCAACCAUCUGCGAGGAAUGCGGUCGGAGCUUCAGCCGGAGCUCGAACCUGGUGGUACACCAGCGGUUGCAUGCUGGGGAGAAGCCCUACAAGUGCUUGGAAUGUGGGAAGAGCUUCAGCCGGAGCUCCCAUCUCAUCACCCAUCAACGUCUGCACACCGGGGAGAAGCCCUACAAGUGCUCCGAUUGCGGGAAGAGCUUCAGCGACAGCUCCACGCUCAUCACCCAUCAACGCUUGCACACCGGCGAGAAACCCUACAAAUGCCCCGAUUGCGGGAAGGGCUUCAACCAGAGCUCCAACCUCACGUCCCACCAACGCACCCACACCGGGGAAAGACCCUACAAAUGCCCCGAGUGCGGGAAGAGCUUCAGCGUCAGCUCCUACCUGAUCCGCCACCAGAAGAUCCACACGGGGGAGAGACCCUAUAAGUGCGAGGAGUGCGAGAAGACGUUCAGCCAGAGCUCCAGCCUCAUCAUCCACCAGCGCGUCCACACCGGGGAGAAGCCCUACCGGUGCGUUGACUGCGGGAAGUGGUUUAGGAACAGCUCGGACCUCAUCAGGCAUCAGCGGACACAUACGGGGGAGAGACCCUACCGCUGCCCCGACUGCGGGAAGAGCUUCAACCGCAGCUCCAACCUGAUGACCCACCAACGCAUCCAUACCGGGGAGAAGCCCUACGAGUGUCCUGAGUGCGGUAGGAGCUUCACCGUGAGUUCUGCCUUGAUUAAACACCAAAGGACCCACCGGGAGGGGAAGCCCUAUGAGUGCCCCGACUGCGGGAAGAGCUUUAUCCGCUGUUCGAACUUCAUUACCCAUCGGAGGACCCACGUUGGGUAG
Messenger RNA from Nipponia nippon (crested ibis), 2532 nucleotides. The record is from RefSeq and is a predicted model, not a curated record. NCBI's taxonomy places the organism in Eukaryota, Metazoa, Chordata, Aves, Pelecaniformes, Threskiornithidae.